AUGUUAAGCAAAUGACGAAAAUUGAAUUUCUUCAGAUGAGUUAUGCUCUUAUUAUUUGCGUGGAAAAUGUAGUUGGGGCUCCAACUGUCAGAAUGUACAUUGUGAUCUGCCGUAUCAGUGGAGAUGGAGAAAAAGAGGGUCAGGGGACUGGACAGUGUUUAGUGAGGAUGAAAAUAACGAGAUAGAACGGUCGUUUGGUGACCCAACCAAUGAAAACCACAUCGUUUUUUACCAUGAAAUGACCAUAGAUUUUAACAGCAUGAGUGGCCAAGGUAAUGAAGACAGCCAGUUUGAAAUAGAAAGACUGUCAACCCCGUCAUCAGUAAAUCAUGGCAACCAAACAUGGAGAACAAAAUGGUUGUGGUAUUGGAAAAACCCUAAAGAGGAGUGGAUAAAGUUUGGAGAUUUGGAUAACUAUGAAGGGUGUAAGGCUGGAAUUAAAAGCGCUGAAUUGGAAGAAGCUUUUGUUGCCGACCCAACUGGCGAAACAAACUUUAAGACAACAGGGACACAUUCAUUUGACUACAUCGUCAAUUUUCACGAUAUGAUACAGCGAAAUUCUAAAUAUGGUACCACAAGGGAAUUAUGCAGACGGCCAGAAUUCACCAACAAGCUUGAUUUUGAAUUGAACCGUCUGAGAAUAUUACCAAAUGCAGACAAUGCAAUGAGUAAUGGAAUUCAGGCACCGGCAAAUUGGAGCAUACCAAAGUGGAAAGAUCUUUCGGAACAUAUUGUGAUUGUAACGGGAAGUAUUUUUCUGGGGGUUUCACAUUUUAAAGUUCUAGUUACAAGUCAUUUAGUGAUAACAACAGUAUAGGAGUACCAGUAUUUUAUAAUUUAUUGUAAGUCUACGUGCAACUUAUGCUUAUCCCUUGAUGAUUGGGAGGGUGAAGUAUUUCAAUUGCUGUUAAAAACUUAUGCUGAAAGCUGUCAUGCAUAUUGUGACAUUUUGUAUGCCUUAUCAGAAGUAUCAUUGUUUAUUCAUUGGAAUCAACUUGGUAAAGACACGAACUCGUCCAUUCAUGUCUCGAUUAGCACCUUAGAUACGAUGUACAAAAUCAAAUAUUAUCUUAAAUCAUAUGACAUAUAGUUA
Molecule: messenger RNA, 1093 nt
Organism: Ruditapes philippinarum (Manila clam)
Lineage: Eukaryota; Metazoa; Mollusca; Bivalvia; Venerida; Veneridae
Product: zinc finger CCCH-type antiviral protein 1-like
Exons: 4
Coding region: 239-817 (192 amino acids)
Source: RefSeq, a predicted model, not a curated record